CGACGGAAAACCGGGGCCUACUGCACACGCUAACACUUCCAGGCCUGGAGGUACUUUUUAGCAGCACCGCGGCAAGAGGAGCAGGGGAACAAUCUUUCCCACCUGCCCACAUGCCAGCUAUGGGUUGCUGCUCACAGAAACCGCAAACAGCAGCAGGCAGCAGCGACAUCGGGGCCAUGCUACAGAGGCCCACACAACCCAAAACUGCUCCUGCGGAAUCCCCAUGCUCCACUACCCAUGCUCACCCACCUGAGCAUAUGGACCCGAAGACUUCACUAGACACUCGAGCAGAGCAUCCACUGCAGCCUGAAAUCUUUACCGACAUGACACCAACCACCAG
Pelobates cultripes (western spadefoot toad) is the source of this 340-nucleotide messenger RNA. NCBI's taxonomy places the organism in Eukaryota, Metazoa, Chordata, Amphibia, Anura, Pelobatidae. The record is from the annotation of a GenBank genome assembly.